GGUUCACACCUAGAUUAGUAAACAAAGGACCUUUCAGCUGCACGCCUUAAAAGCAAUAGAGGAAGUAUUUUAAGAGUUACUGCAAAACAAAAAAAACACUUUCACCGAUCACAUUUCUCUCUCACUCUCUCUCGGUUCUCUUGUUUGCAUUCUCUUUCACCACUCACGUCUUUUUGCACAGAAGAAAGCAUGGCUGCAGAGUUUGUGGGUGGAGCAGUUUUCUCUGUAUUCCUUCAGGUGGCGUUUGACAGAGUGGCCUCUCGUGACGUUGUCAACUUUCUCAAGGGAAGCAAAGUUAUUGAAGGAUUGGUGCGAAAGCUGAAGUUAGUGCUGAUAACUGCUGAUUCAGCGCUCAGUGAUGUGGAGGAGAAGCAAUUUGAAUACCCAAAUGUGAAACGGUGGCUGAACGAGCUUAAAGAUGCUGUUUAUGUUGCGGAUGACCUCCUCGAUGAGAUUGCCACUGAAGCCUUACGAUCCAAGUCAGAAGCUGAAUUUCAAACCAGCACUAGUACGGUAUGGGACUUCUUCUCUGCUAAUUCAUGUGAUAUACAAUCGAAGCUAGAAAAAAUUCUGGAUAAUUUAGAAUAUGUUAUAAAACAAAAGGAUGUCCUUAGUCUUGUUGCUAGUGUUGCCCUGAAGGAUACCCCUGGUCUUAAAGGUAUACAAUCAAGACCAUUGACAACUUCUUGCCCUGAAGAAUAUGGUGUAUUUGGUAGAGACAAGGACAAGGAGGGGAUAUUUGAGAAGUUCCAAUCUAAUGGUGCAAGUGUUGAUGGGAUAUGUGUUGUUCCCAUAGUGGCUAUGGGUGGAGUUGGAAAAACUACUCUUGCUCGGUUUGUUUUCAAUGACAAAAGAAUUAAUGAGAGUUUUGAUCUCAAAGCUUGGGUUUGCGUUUCAGAAAAUUUUGAUAAUUUUAGGAUAGCAAAAACAAUUUUUGAGGAGGUCACUUCCUCUGCUUGUGACAAUCAAAACAUGAAUUUUCUGCAAAAUAAAAUUAGAGAGAAAUUCAUGGAGAAGAAAGUUUUCCUCGUUUUAGACGAUGUUUGGAAUGAGAAAUAUAGUGAUUGGGCUGAGCUACUUAAAGUUUUCAGAUGUGGUGCAAAGGAGAUUAAGAUCAUUGUUACUACACGCAGUACAAAAGUCGCAUCAAAUGUCCGCACUGUUGCAGAUUUUUUUCUAAGACAAUUAUCAGAAAAAGAGUGCUGGUCAUUGUUUAAAAAACACACAUUUAUAAAUGGAAAGGCUAGUGAUCCAAUUCUAGAGGAUAUUGGUAGGCAAAUUGUCCAGAAGUGUAAAGGCUUACCUUUGGCAGCAAAAACACUUGGUGGUUUGCUGCGUUGUGAGCAAGAUCCAAAGGAGUGGACAAUGAUUUUGAAGAGUGAUAUAUGGAAUUUACCAGAAAAAGAAAGUGACAUCCUUCCGUCUCUAAGAUUGAGCUACCACUACCUCCCAUCACAUUUGAAGCAUUGCUUUGCUUAUUGUUCCAUCCUUCCAAAGGGUUAUGAAUUUAAAAAAGAGGAGUUGGUCUUGUUGUGGAUGGCACAAAAUUUUUUACGGCAAUCCAAAGGAAAUGUAUAA
Quercus robur (English oak) is the source of this 1578-nucleotide messenger RNA. Its product is annotated as putative disease resistance RPP13-like protein 1. The record is from RefSeq and is a predicted model, not a curated record. The coding region runs from base 190 to 1578 and encodes 462 amino acids. Lineage: Eukaryota; Viridiplantae; Streptophyta; Magnoliopsida; Fagales; Fagaceae. The transcript has a single exon. Gene Ontology annotation, biological process: defense response to other organism. Gene Ontology annotation, molecular function: ADP binding.